Messenger RNA from Mesorhabditis spiculigera, 546 nucleotides. The record is from the annotation of a GenBank genome assembly. NCBI's taxonomy places the organism in Eukaryota, Metazoa, Nematoda, Chromadorea, Rhabditida, Rhabditidae.
AUGAAACAUAAUAAAUUAAGUUCAUGCUUUGUGCCCGGCUCUGUGAACUCCCACGCCCAGCCCUUCCGCCAACCUUUAAGCUGUAUUGGAAAAGUUACGCCGCUUGACGGGCAAAUCUCCUUCGAACGUUUCCUAUCUGCCGUAAAACUCUCACUACGCGAUCAAGAAAUCAACAACAACAACAACGGCUCAAUGAGCAAUUUGUAUCGGGUGCAGAGCGAGGGGCGGUUGGCUCAGGGAACUCACCAACCCAAAAGGUCACCACCUACAAUGGGCGUAAAUGGGUUGGAUCAAAGAAGGGUCAUCUACGCAUCAAAUCCCAAUCUACGCUCAUCGCCAAAUUAUGAAAAUAUGUUGUAUGGACAAGUGCAAAUGCGCCCGAAGAAGACGACAGUUCGUGCUCAAAAGAGGAGCAUCGUCUUCGGCAUCCCCUGCCACCGCCUGGUCAGCAAAAAAUUAGCGUGCCGGGCAGACGACCAAUGUCUACGAAUAGUUAUAAUAGUAUUGCGUCUUCUGGCAUGGAAAAUAUCGUGUGGCGGAAUUCAG